CAGAUAUGUGUCCAUAUGUAAGCCUCUGCAAUAUCCAACCAUUAUGAGAAAAACAAAAGUAACCGUUUUCCUCGUUUUAUCUUGGCUUUUGCCCGCCUGCCACAUUGUUGUGCCGGCCGUUGGAUUUGCUCACUUAAAACUGUGCAGCUUUACUUUGAAAGGCAUUUACUGCAACAGCUCAUUGAAUUAUAACUUCUGUGUGAUUUCAAGAGCGCUGUAUAUUUACGGCCUGGUGGUUCUGUUCAACCUCAGCCUCCUUCCAAUGGUUUUCAUACUGUUCACUUACACAAUGAUUAUCAUAGUGGCCUGUAGGAGCGGUGGGGAUGUGAGGAGAAAAGCUGCACAGACGUGUUUACCUCACCUGCUGGUUUUAUUAAACUAUUCCUGUUUGCUCACUUACGAUGUGAUCAUUGUCAGACUGAAGUCCGACAUUUCAAACACUGUAAGUUUUGUGAUGACACUGCAAAUAAUAAUGUACAGUCCUCUCUUUAACCCAAUCAUAUAUGGACURAAAAUGAAAGAAAUUUACAAAYACCUGAAGGGGUUGUUCUGUCACGCCAGAGGGAAAUAAUAGCGGCUUUAAGCUUUCAUUGUUUUUGCCUUUURAUGGAAAGCUUUGGUAGUUUUGACUCCCACAUUGUCUGACUGAUAACAUCUGUCUUUUUAAAAUCUGUACUCUCAAAGAGUACCAGUGUUUCUCUAGUUCUUCAGAAAGCUUAUUAUGUUCCUGUUAGUCGUUCUCUCCCAAGUUUUAUUUCAAAGCCAGAGAGAAAAGGUGGCACCGUUAAGAUGACAUCUUUAACAGCUCARAUGGACGUCAUACACAGCUGAGGAAAAGAUACUCUGUCAUUCCAGCUUUCAUUGUUUCACAUUUUACAUUGUGUGGAAAUAAAUUUCAAAAUGUGGAAAAUUUUUUCAUUAUUAAUGCCUUUUAAAAAGUACCAUAUUAGUCACCACUCUGUCUCAAAUGGUUAUUUUAGAUUAUUUAUUUUAGAUUCUUUAUUACCUGAUGAUAAUAAUGAGUCUUUGUAAUCUUAUAU
Molecule: messenger RNA, 1040 nt
Organism: Poecilia reticulata (guppy)
Lineage: Eukaryota; Metazoa; Chordata; Actinopteri; Cyprinodontiformes; Poeciliidae
Product: olfactory receptor 11A1-like
Biological process (GO): detection of chemical stimulus involved in sensory perception of smell; G protein-coupled receptor signaling pathway
Cellular component (GO): membrane
Molecular function (GO): G protein-coupled receptor activity; odorant binding; olfactory receptor activity
Source: RefSeq, a predicted model, not a curated record